AUGGACUGUAGACACCAUGGACUACAGACACCAUGGACUACAGACACCAUGGACUGUAGACACCAUGGACUACAGACACCAUGGACUGUAGACACCAUGGACUACAGACACCAUGGACUACAGACACCAUGGACUGUAGACACCAUGGACUACAGACACCAUGGACUACACCAUGGACUACAGACACCAUGGACUACAGACACCAUGGACUGUAGACACCAUGGACUACAGACACCAUGGACUACAGACACCAUGGACUGUAGACACCAUGGACUACAGACACCGUGGACUGUAGACACCAUGGACUACAGACACCAUGGACUACAGACACCAUGGACUGUAGACACCAUGGACUACAGACACCAUGGACUACAGACACCAUGGACUGUAGACACCAUGGACCACAGACACCAUGGACUACAGACACCAUGGACUGCAGACAUCAUAGAAAACAUGGACCACUGA
This is a messenger RNA of Knipowitschia caucasica, 465 nucleotides long. Lineage: Eukaryota; Metazoa; Chordata; Actinopteri; Gobiiformes; Gobiidae. The record is from the annotation of a GenBank genome assembly.